AUGGAACUUUCGCCUAAAAAAGCCAAACUAUCCAAAGUCCUGAUUCGCCUGUGUGAUGCCUUCACUCGUACUGAUGAAAACAUUAUUUGCCCUCUCAUCAAAGCAGAAAACUCUGUCCGUGUUCUCUACAAACUGCAGAAAAAGGUUUUACUCAGAAUUGUUCAGAAAGCUGGUGCCACAAAUAGGCUCACUGACCCAACCUUUCUGUGGAAAUCAGCAGCCUCGGGCAGGAAGAUGGAAGGCAAUUUAUUUGUUGAAUAUUCCACUUCUCAGAGUUUUAAGGAAAACAACCUGAAACAAUACCAGAAAACACUGGCACAGAAAUUGACAGAGGAGUCAAAAGUAAAACACGUUUUGAUUGAUUGUGUUAGAAACACAGAAGAGAUAAUUCCACAGCCGAUAAUCUUAGAAACCAGUUUUGAACUCCACAAGCUUAAACUGUGCUAUGAAGGCCUUAUACAAAUCUCUGAAGAGUUUGACGAAGGACUCGAUCUUAUUGUAGUCGCUGAUACCAUCAAAUCCAACUCAGAUGACUUAAGAGGACAAUAUACAAAGUUUGCGGUUCUGUCUCAGAAUGGAAAAGGGAAGAGUUUCAUCCUUAACCUGCUCUUACUUCUAACAGCAGAUAACAAAAAAGAAUAUAGUGAAAAUAAUCGGAAUUUAAAGCUGCCACAGGAUAUCAUGGAAAACAAAACAGUGGAAGAGAUGGAAGAAGAUGAAUAUCUGCCAGAUGUGGUAAAAGAUGUUCUAAAAACAGCACUGGACAAGAAACAACAUGCUAGAAGUGUAAUAGAACCUUUAUGCCAUCAGCUUCCAAGGGUCAUCCAACAAUCAAACAAUUUAUAUUCAAAUUUGGGUGACUAUUUUUCUACAAGGAACAGAAUAGAUGUAGAACCCUUCAUCCUUGCUCAGAAAGAGCUAGAGGGAAGCUAUGAAUCUACUACAAAAUGCAUUAUUCAUUUGAGAUAUGGCACAGUUUACCAAAUGAGCGUGAAUUACUUUACUGAAGAAGAACUUCAACAACAACUAUUUGAUUUGGUGACUUUGAAUGGAGAAGACUCAAGUGAGAUGGAUGAAUCAAAUGAACAUGUAAAAGACAGAGCUCUAGACUGCUUGAAGGCUCGGUUUAAAAUUCUAACUGAUCACAAAAUUCCCAGUGAUUUACAGGAAAUGAAAGGCGCAUUUCUGUCUCCAAAAGAUAUUGUUCUUUCUGAUGAUGUCCAGAAGUUUGCAGGAAAAACAGAAUUAUAUUUCGGAAAUGGGAGAGAUGCCAAGAAUGAUCGUCUAGCUAUGCAGGCUCUUGUAAGGCAAUUAACAACUUCCCAAGAGGAAGACAAGGACAAAGCUGAUGAAUACAAAAAGAGAAUUGCCGCUGUCAAGGAAAUAGUCAUUUAUUUGCCCAGCAAAAUAUUGUAUGGUGGCAAAGAAAUUCUGGAAAUGCCAGGAACUGAUGAUUCUGACCCAAUAGCAAUGGAUUUUAUCAAAACUGCUUUGAAUGAGGUGGAUGCAGUCAUUGUUGUAAGUGAUUUUGCUUUCAAGAUUGCCGAAAAAGAAGUGAAAGAUAUGCUGUUUGGCAGUGGUUUUGCAAACUACUGGAAAGAAAACCCCUGCAAUUAUAAGCUCAUGCUCCUUGCAUAUCCAGAAAAGAACCAUAAAUGGCAAUUUGGAAAAGAUAACUCAGAGGCUAUUAAAAAACUGGAAGAUGAAGAAAAGAAGAAAAGAAAUGCAGAGUUGAAUUUGAUCAGCAAAACGUUGAGGAUGGACACUUUACCAGAUGACAUGAAGAACAGCAUCAUCACAGCAUACAUAUUGCCCGUAUUACACACAUCUAUUCUUGCACAAACUACAGCACAGGGAGAAGAAUACAAAAUAUUUCAAAAUGAUCAAACGUUUUUGAAGUACACUGGAAUUAGCAAUCUCAUAACUAUAAUUGAUGAAUUUGUGUCAUCGAGACAAAAUGUAACCACUGAAGAGGUAAAAGCACAGAUUUCACAUUUUCAUUAUAAGAUCCAUUCAGGAAGAAUUACAGCUGCUGCAAGAUCAGUUCUGCAUGUGCUAAACAAUAGGGAAACCAAAUGUAUUGUGGAGUCUAAAAUUAAUAGGAAUAUUGAAGAACUGUUGAUUUCCUUCGAUAAGAGCAUAAAAGAGAUGCUCUAUGAAGUUGCAGAAACUGAGUUGGAAACUGUCUUAAGAGAAAAUAUCGAACAGGCAACCACAAAAUGGAAACAGUAUAAGGAAAAAAUUAAAUCUGUUGGGGUUUUCAGUCCUCACUUUUAUGGAAGAAAUCCUGUGUACAAGGUUUUACUAAACAAUAUUUUCUUUGAUGGCUUAGAAGAAAAAAAAGGACACAUUUUCCAGGAAAUUAAAAUCAGAAUUGACGAUUUACUCAAAAAAUACAAGAGAAAAAUCCUUGGACAGUGUAGGGAAGACCUCAAUAACUUGCUAGGGGACAACCAUGAUUCCUUCACUUUGGAAUUUGUCCAAAAUACCAUUGAAAAUGAACUGGAUGGUGCACUUGCAUGGUAUUUAGGGAAGAAAAGGCGCCCUUUCAAUGAGAAAACAAUGAAAAAAUGUUUUGAAGAUUGUCAAAAUCAAAGUUUUAAAAAAUACAUUCUCGUACCAAAUUAUAACAUCAACCAUCCUUUGGAAACUGCAAAACAAAACACUGAACUAAAUAUCGAAAAUUGUAUAAUGGAUAUAAAAGAACCUUUUUUAAUCAAGCUGUCUGCUCUGCAUAAGGAGAGAACGAAAAGCCUUUAUGGAAAACUCGUGACGUCUAAAGGAGUUUCUAAAAUGUGGCAGCGGCUGGUGCAGCAAAUGAAACAGAUUUCUCGGCUAAGAGCCGAUCACAAGCCCACAGAAAGUCUUGAUGAUUUAUUUCACAUGAUGUCAGCAAACUUACAUGAACCCUAAUGGAUAUGGAGAUUCUCACAUCCAUGAAGAAAUGACCAGAAAGAAAUGGAAAACAACAUUUCUAUUUAACUUUUUAGAUUAGAUUAGUUUUGUGAUUUAUAAUGACAAUCUUACUUUCAGAUUGAUACUAUAUUGUUCUUUCCUUGGUGCCACUAAUUUAAAUAUGCUGGCAGCUUUAUAGUUAAAUUGCCCAUGCCAUCCCUUGAACUUUUGCUUUCUUUAGUGCUGGUAUAAGACUCCAGUUCAGUACUUGACUGUACUACAUCCUGACUUUCAUUUUUCCAAAGGGAGCCACCAUCAGAACUACAAGCAGCUAAUGCACAAAAACAAUUUGUGAAUAAAAAUAUUGGUUCUGGGGAUAACAUGUUGAUUGUCAUGGUAGGGGACUGAAGAUUUAGUUACUUUUUAUUCAGGCAGUCCCCUAAGUUUAAGACAGCUAAGUGGGUCCUUAGUUAUGGAUGGUAAUAUAUUUUCUUUUCCUGUGUUAUUCUCCUAGCAGUUCAGUAACUGUUCU
Messenger RNA from Xenopus laevis (African clawed frog), 3427 nucleotides. RefSeq lists its product as uncharacterized. Bases 1 to 2913 code for a protein of 970 amino acids. Lineage: Eukaryota; Metazoa; Chordata; Amphibia; Anura; Pipidae. The record is from RefSeq and is a predicted model, not a curated record. The transcript has 23 exons.